This is a messenger RNA of Arachis stenosperma, 1226 nucleotides long. Its product is annotated as cinnamoyl-CoA reductase CAD2-like. Gene Ontology annotation, molecular function: oxidoreductase activity, acting on the CH-OH group of donors, NAD or NADP as acceptor. The transcript has 7 exons. The record is from RefSeq and is a predicted model, not a curated record. Bases 170 to 1153 code for a protein of 327 amino acids. Lineage: Eukaryota; Viridiplantae; Streptophyta; Magnoliopsida; Fabales; Fabaceae.
AUUUGUUUUUCUCCUUCUGCAUUCUUUCUUUCUCCUUCCAUUGUGCUUCUGGUUCUUAGUUCAAAGAGAAUAGGAAUGGAUUCUGACUAAGAAAAAUACGGGAGGAUCCAUUCCCAAAGAGAACCGAUAAGCAUAGCAAGCAACAAAGUAGAGAAGAGAAUAUUGAAGAAUGAGCAGCAGCGACGGCAAGAUGGUGUGUGUCACCGGAGCUUCCGGUUACAUCGCUUCAUGGAUCGUCAAGUUUCUUCUUAAUGGCGGUUACACUGUCAGGGCCACUGUUCGUGACACAAAUGAUCCGAGAAAGGUAGAGCACUUAACUAAGCUUGAAGGCGCAAAGGAGAGAUUACAGCUGUUCAAGGCGAAUCUUCUAGAAGAAGGUUCGUUCAACUCUGCUGUUCAAGGCUGUGAUGGUGUCUUUCAUACAGCAUCUCCCUUUUAUCGUGAUGUCAACGAUCCACAGGCUGAGCUUUUGGAUCCGGCAGUUAAAGGAACCCUCAAUGUUCUUCAAGCAUGUGUUAAAUCGCAGUCGGUGAAGCGUGUCGUUUUAACUUCUUCAAUGGCUGCUGUUACAUUUAAUGGAAGGCCUCUGACUCCUGAAGUAGUAGUUGAUGAGACCUGGUUUUCCGAUCCAGAACUCUGUAAGGAGUCGAAGUCAUGGUACUGGUAUGUGCUUUCAAAGACAUUGGCUGAAGAUGCUGCCUGGAAAUUUGCGAAAGAAAACAACAUCCAGUUGGUCACUAUUAACCCAGCUAUGGUGAUUGGACCUCUUCUGCAACCAGUACUUAACACAAGUGCUGGUGGUGUUUUGAAUUUAAUUAAUGGUGCACAAACAUUUCCAAAUGCUACUUUUGGAUGGGUCAAUGUGAAAGAUGUUGCAAAUGCUCAUAUCCAGGCUUAUGAAAUUCUUUCAGCUAGUGGGAGAUAUUGCAUGGUAGAAAGAGUAGAACAUUUCUCAGGGAUUGUGAAACUUUUACGUGAUUUAUACCCAACAUUACCCCUUCCAGAGAAGUCCGCCGAUGAUAAGCCGUAUGUGCCAACAUAUCAAGUUUCGAAAGAAAAGACAGAGAGCUUGGGACUUGAAUUUAUUCCUUUGGAAGUGAGCCUCAAGGAGACUGUGGAAAGUUUGAAAGAAAAGAAAUUCACUAACUUUUAAUUCAUCAUAUAUUAGUAGAGGAGAAAAUGUUUAGUCGUGAACUUAAUUUUUCUUGCUAAUGCUACAGAAUGAA